UGACCAACAGAAUUGUUUUACUUCACUACACAACCUGCCAAUGUAACUACCAACUAAAGAAUCCAUGUUUCCAUAUUUGGCGAAUUUACUUCUUGGAAUCUUUUACGAUUCCCUUCCCCAUAUAUAUAAAUACAGAUCCAACCCUCUGGCCUCCACGCUCUCACUCACGUACACUCUCAAUGGCCUCCUCUCUCACCUGCUCAGCCGCCGACCUCCGCUCACUCUUAGGUCCGGCCACCAACGCCACCGCUGCAGCCGACUACAUCUGCAACCGUUUUGAUGCAAUCUCCAAUAAAUUUAUCGAUACGGGCUAUGCAGUAGAUAAUACUUACCUUCUUUUCUCCACGUAUUUAGUUUUCGCCAUGCAAUUAGGGUUUGCUAUGCUCUGUGCAGGCUCUGUAAGAGCCAAAAACACCAUGAAUAUAAUGCUUACCAACGUUCUUGAUGCUGCCACCGGCGGCCUUUUUUACUAUAUAUUCGGUUUUGCCUUUGCAUUUGGGACACCGUCAAAUGGGUUUAUAGGGAAACAUUUUUUCGGCUUAAAUGAAUUCCCUUCAGCAUCUUUUGAUUAUGGGUAUUUUUUAUUUCAAUGGGCAUUUGCUAUAGCAGCAGCAGGAAUAACAAGUGGGUCUAUAGCAGAAAGAACCCAAUUUGUUUCGUAUUUAGUAUAUUCAUCCUUUUUGACUGGUUUAGUUUACCCUAUCGUUUCUCAUUGGUUUUGGUCAUCUGAUGGGUGGGCUAGCCCUGGAAGAUCAGAUCAUUUACUGUUUGGUACUGGAGUUAUUGAUUUUGCUGGUUCUGGUGUUGUUCAUUUAGUUGGUGCUAUUGCUGGGUUUUGGGGUGCCAUAAUUGAAGGUCCCAGAAUUGGCCGGUUCGACCAUAAUGGCCAUGCAGUAAGUCUUCGUGGCCAUAGUGGUACAUUAGUAGUAUUGGGUACUUUUUUGUUAUGGUUUGGUUGGUAUGGUUUUAAUCCUGGUUCAUUUUUAAAUAUUUUGAAGAACUAUGGCAAGAGCGAAACUUAUUAUGGUCAGUGGAGUGCAAUUGGUAGAACUGGAGUGACAACUACAUUAGCUGGUUGUACAGCAGCACUAACUACUCUAUUUGGAAAAAGAUUACUUGUAGGUCAUUGGAAUGUUACUGAUGUGUGCAAUGGUUUACUUGGUGGUUUUGCUGCCAUUACUAGUGGUUGCUCAGUUGUUGAUCCUUGGGCUUCAGUCAUUUGUGGGUUUGUAGCUGCUUGGGUUUUGAUUGGAUUUAAUAAAUUGGCUGAAAUAUUUCGCUAUGAUGAUCCUCUGGAGGCAGCACAACUUCAUGGCGGUUGUGGGUCUUGGGGAAUUAUAUUUACUGCAUUAUUUGCGAAGCAGGCUUAUGUGGAAGAAGUAUAUCCUGGUCAUGAAGGAAGACCGUACGGGCUGUUGAUGGGUGGAGGUGCAAGAUUGUUGGCUGCACAUAUUGUGCAGAUUUUGGUUAUUGUUGCUUGGGUUAGUCUUACUAUGGGGACAUUGUUUUGGGUUUUGCAUAAGUUGAAGUUGUUGAGGAUUACAGAAGAAGAGGAAAUGGCUGGAAUGGAUCUUACAAGUCAUGGUGGCCAUGCUUAUGCUUAUGGUGAUAUAGAUAAUGCUCAAAAAGAGUUUGGUAUUUGAUAAGGUUUAGGGAAAUUAAUUGUUGCUUUAUAUAUAUUUUUAUUAUGGGUUUAGGUAGAUUUCAUUUCUCAUAUAAUUUUUUUUGUUUGUUUAUGUGAUUAUUAGUUACUUGUGUUAUAUUUUCUGAAGUGUGAUUAUUGAUUAUCAUUCAGCAGAAUGGAAAUCUAUUUUACUUUUACA
Messenger RNA from Jatropha curcas, 1823 nucleotides. RefSeq names its product ammonium transporter 1;4 (gene AMT1;4). Gene Ontology annotation, molecular function: ammonium channel activity. The record is from RefSeq and is a predicted model, not a curated record. Gene Ontology annotation, biological process: ammonium transmembrane transport; ammonium homeostasis. Gene Ontology annotation, cellular component: plasma membrane. NCBI's taxonomy places the organism in Eukaryota, Viridiplantae, Streptophyta, Magnoliopsida, Malpighiales, Euphorbiaceae.